Capsella rubella is the source of this 1182-nucleotide messenger RNA. Its product is annotated as F-box/kelch-repeat protein At5g39560. Lineage: Eukaryota; Viridiplantae; Streptophyta; Magnoliopsida; Brassicales; Brassicaceae. The coding region runs from base 1 to 1182 and encodes 393 amino acids. Gene Ontology annotation, molecular function: protein binding. The record is from RefSeq and is a predicted model, not a curated record. The transcript has a single exon.
AUGAUCCGCAAAGAAGGUAAAGAGAUACAGAAAAAGACGAAGAAGAAGAAGAAGGUGAAGAACCAUCAGCCACUGUCGUUGUUGUCUCUUCCAGAAGAAAUCUUAGAAAACAUUCUUGCCCGUAUCUCGAGAUGGGAUUACCCUAAACUCUCUCUUGUAUCCAAGAGAUUCCUCUCCCUCCUCUCUUCUCCCCAACUCUACACGACACGAUCUAACAUUGGAACCACAGAACCAUGUCUCUAUUUCUCCUUAGAAUUGCCUAAGAGCCAAUCUCCUGAAUGGUACACUCUAUGGAUGAAACCUGUCAAAACCCUAACGGACGAUGAUGAUAUUCCUAAUGAAUUUUCAUUGGUCCGGGUACCUUGUUGCCCCCAUCCUCAUUGUAUACCUUAUCAGUCCACCGUAGCUGUUGGUUCGGAGAUCUACUUAAUCGGUGCACCCUACAAAUCACCACCGACUUCAGCUGUUCGUAUUCUUGAUUGUAGGAGUAACACAUGGCGUGAUGGCCCCAAUAUGAUGGUGGCUCGGGAGUGUGCAAAUGCCGUUUUUGUUGAUGGGAAAAUCUAUGUAAUGAGAGGUUGUGGUAAGGACGAGUCCAUGGCUUGGAUGGAAGUAUUUGACAUAAGGACUCAGACUUGGAGUUCUUUGCCGAGCCAUGGAGCCGACGAGCUACGUAGCAGCGAGCAAGAGAUAGUAAUCACUGUGCUGGAAGGAAAGAUUUACGUAAUGGAUGAUACAAAGGACUAUGCUUAUGAUCCGAAAAAGGGUAUAUGGGAAGUUGUAGAAACGCACUCAAGCAACAUGUGGAUAGAUGCUUGGUGUGUGAUAGAGAAUGUAAUGUAUUGUUAUAAAAACUCCCAUUGUUGCGUAUGGUAUGACUCGAAGAGUAGAAAGUGGAGAAAGGUCAAGGGUUCGAAUUUGGCCUUAUUGCUUAAGGAUACAUGUUCCUUAGCACCGGGGUAUGUGCUCGAUUUACUUAACUAUGGUGGGAAACUUUUAGUUGUGUGGGUAACAGUUCACAUCGAAAACGGAGAACAGAAAAAGAGAAUCAGGUGCGCAAAGAUGGCAUUAGAGAAGCACCAUGGAGGUGCGGUUUGGUGUAAGAUGGAGUGGUAUAAUACUCUUCUUACGGUCCCCUAUUCGUUUGACUUCUUGAGUAAUUGUGUAGUAGUUUCGAUUUGA